AUGAAUAGGCCGCGAUUUUUGUUACUCGUAUUACUCUACAUGAUUCAGGGAAUUCCCAUAGGCUUGGCAUUUGGUUCUGUACCCUUCUUACUCAAGUCUGCUGGCCUCUCGUACUCUCAAGUGGGUAUCUUCACUCUAGCUACAUAUCCCUAUUCAUUGAAACUACUUUGGUCACCGAUAGUGGAUUCUCUGUUUUCUAAGAAGAUGGGUCGUCGCCGAUCGUGGAUUCUUCCAAUUCAGGCUCUCUCUGGAGUUUGUUUACUCGUUAUGGGUCGCAGUAUCGACCAUUUAAUGGAUUCCGAUUCAUUGGCAAAUAAUUUGAUCAAGUUAACGUGCUGGUUCUUUCUACUUAUCUUUUUUUGUGCUACCCAGGAUAUUGCCGUUGAUGGUUGGGCUCUCACUAUUCUAUCUAGAGGUGCACUAAGCUAUGCUUCCACUGCUCAAACUGUGGGUAUAAACCUGGGUUAUUUCCUCAGUUUCUCCAUCUUUCUAGCCUUCAACUCACCCGAUUUUGUGAAUGAGUACAUUCGGUCGACACCAAAUGAUAAUGGAGUGAUUUCAUUGGGUCAAUAUAUGACCCUUGCUGGUGUCUUCUACUUGAUAAUUACUAUUAUUAUUGCUUUGUUUGUACCUGAAGACCCUCCUUUUAUUAAGAAUGCUGCCUCUGCUGCUUCUUCAAGUGCCAUAGAGUUGAAUAAUAUGGGUGAUGGAAAUUCAGAUUCCCCAGAUUCCUCUCAGUAUAACUCUUCUGCUGCCGUUGUGGACUCGCCGGUGGAGGUCUAUCAUCGAAUGCUCAGCGUGGUAAAGCUAUCCAACGUUAAAACAUUCAUCCUACUGCUUUUGGUCUGUAAAAUAGCUUUCCAGGCCAACGAAGGUGCCACAGACUUAAAGCUUCUUGAUAAGGGUUUUGCCAGAGAGGAUCUUGCCAUUACUGUCUUGAUAGAUUUUCCCUUUGAGCUUAUCUUUGGAUAUUACGUGGCGCGGUGGUCGUCUGGAUCUCGUCCCUUACAACCGUGGCUUUUUGGUUACUUGGGAAGAAUCGUGGCUGCUAUAUUUGGUCAGGUGCUUGUCUGGUACUUCCCUGAAUCCGGUAAGAUUGGCUCAUUCUAUUUUAUAUGCGUCAUUUGCCAGCAUCUCCUCAGCUCAUUCAUGUCUACCAUCCAGUUUGUCUCGCUCAGUGCUUUCCACACAAUAAUUGCUGAUCCAGCAAUUGGAGGUACCUAUAUGACAACCCUCAAUACGUUGAGUAACUUGGGAGGACAAUGGCCUAAGACUAUAGUUCUCUUCCUUAUUGACAAAUUUUCCGAAGCCAGAUGUGUGCCAGAGAAACCAGAAGGACAAUUGAAUCCUUUUGCGACUGAUGACUUCUAUAACUGUUAUUCAGCAGAUAUGAAAAAAAAAUGCUUGGCCAGUGGAGGCCUUUGUAAAAUGGAAAAGGACGGUUAUUACAUUACGAACUUUCUUUGCAUAGCAAUUGGAAUUAUAUUGUACUAUGGCUGGAUCAGACGGACAGCAAUAAGAUUGGAGGGUCUGCCUGUUGGAGCUUGGCGAACGAAGAAAGGGGUGCUACCAUUAUAA
Messenger RNA from Brettanomyces nanus, 1578 nucleotides. RefSeq lists its product as uncharacterized. The record is from RefSeq and is a predicted model, not a curated record. NCBI's taxonomy places the organism in Eukaryota, Fungi, Ascomycota, Pichiomycetes, Pichiales, Pichiaceae. Gene Ontology annotation, molecular function: acetyl-CoA transmembrane transporter activity. The transcript has 2 exons. Gene Ontology annotation, cellular component: membrane. Bases 1 to 1578 code for a protein of 525 amino acids.